Molecule: messenger RNA, 463 nt
Organism: Limulus polyphemus (Atlantic horseshoe crab)
Lineage: Eukaryota; Metazoa; Arthropoda; Merostomata; Xiphosura; Limulidae
Exons: 4
Coding region: 1-357 (118 amino acids)
Source: RefSeq, a predicted model, not a curated record
AUGUUCGUGCAGAGCACGUUUCAGUGUUUAUACUGUUACCUGGUAACGUGUGCUCACAACGUCCUAUUGGUAUUGGGAAGUUCAAGAAAUAGUUCUAAAAGUGUGAUUUCUGAAUACAAUUAUACAGAAUGUUUGGCUCAAAUAGAAAAGGAGUUGACAAAGUUGGAAGAUUCCAUUACAGAGAAACUAGUGGAAUGUGCACUACUAGAGAUUGAACUUGUGAUGAAUCUAACUCCACCAGAAUUCACUGAUGUCCAUCAAAUCUCACGAGUAGAGUCCGAUUCUGCUGAACAAAUAAAACAAACAGAAGAUAAAAUAAAAUGCCUUAUUCCUGUAGAUACUGACUUUAAAUCCUAAUAAUACUUGUCUAUCUUUAAAGAACCUAUAGAAGGCAUUGCAUUUAGAAAUAUUUUAAAAUACAUAUUUAAUUUACUAAUAUUACAGAUUUACACUCUUUUACAUA